Messenger RNA from Candidozyma haemuli, 2052 nucleotides. It is a transcript of the gene HRK1, whose product is annotated as putative serine/threonine protein kinase. The record is from RefSeq and is a predicted model, not a curated record. Bases 1 to 2052 code for a protein of 683 amino acids. The transcript has a single exon. Gene Ontology annotation, molecular function: protein serine/threonine kinase activity; ATP binding. Gene Ontology annotation, biological process: intracellular signal transduction; protein phosphorylation. Lineage: Eukaryota; Fungi; Ascomycota; Pichiomycetes; Serinales; Metschnikowiaceae.
AUGCCUGAUAGACACAGGCUCAAGCUUUUCUCCCAUUUCAAGCACCAGCUGCCCCAGGAAGAGUCCUUGAACAGGCAACCGUCCGACUCAUCUUCGGGACGCAAGUUUCUUGGCUUCCAUAUUGGCAAGCACGACUCCCAGGAGUCAUUGGCAUCUCCUACCAUGACCAACUCUUCUGAGAAGGAGCCCAAGGAGCAUAAGGAUCCACAUAAGGAGCACCUUCAGAGCAAUAGAGACCAGUCCAAGUCGCCGUCCAUAGUGGUGCAGCAUGCGUCCCAGAACCCAACCCAGGCGGCCAGACAUCAUAGCAUCGAGGACUCGCUGUCGCCGAAAAGCCAUGGUAUGGCUGACUUGAAGCGGUUGUUCAAGAAUAAGAAGUCUAACCAGAGCAUCCAAAGUCCGAGCAGCGGGUCUCCUGCUCAGCCUGCUGUGGAGAAAGUCCAAAAUGGCAACACAGAACAGACCAAUGGCGCUUUGAGCCCGCCUGCUAAUACCCUGGCGCCUCAUAGUAGGGCUCCGCUGCUGACGUCUUUGGCUGCGCUCAUCAACCAGACAUCUUCUCAACUUCUUAACUCGUCACAGGCUACUAAACGCCAGGAGGGCCCUGUCCAUGAGCCUUUCACCCAGGACGGUUCUCCUUUGGUUAAGAAAUACGGUAAGGUCGAGAAGGAGCUUGGUUCGGGUGCUGGCGGAUCAGUUCGUUUGAUCAUGAGACCGCUGGAUAGAAAGACGUUUGCAGUGAAGGAAUUCCGUCCUCGUAGAAACACAGAAUCGUUUAAGGACUACACGAGGAAGUGCACUGCGGAAUAUUGCAUUGGCUCGACUUUGAAACAUCCUAAUAUCAUCAAGACGAUCGACAUCAUCCAUGAGAACAACAGGUACUACGAGGUCAUGGAGUACGCGCCGAUCGAUUUCUUUGCGGUCGUGAUGAGCGGAGAGAUGUCGCGUCAGGAGAUUAAUUGCUGCUUGAAGCAGAUUCUUGAAGGUGUAUCUUACUUGCAUUCCCUCGGCCUUGCCCACCGUGACUUGAAGCUUGAUAAUUGCGUUUUAACUACAGAUGGUAUACUUAAGAUCAUUGAUUUUGGUUCUGCAGUUAUCUUCAAGUAUCCUUAUGACCAGCAUGGGCCUAACAGCAACGAGUCAAUCCACUAUUGCCAUGGUGUGGUUGGCUCAGACCCAUACCUUGCCCCCGAAGUUUUGACAAGUCUGAACUCUUAUAACCCCCAGCCCGUUGAUCUAUGGUCAAUUGCUAUCAUAUACUGCUGCAUGACACUCAAACGGUUUCCCUGGAAGAUUCCUAAUGCCGAGAAAGACAAUUCUUUCAAGCUAUAUGCCAUGGAGGAUGACAACUGGCACGAUUACUACUUGUCGAAUGAGUGCCACAAGCUAUUAUUGCGCCAGAGGCAGCUCAAGAAUACCAUUAUCAAGCUGAACAAGAAGAGCAAGCUUUUACAGAGGCAAAAGGAACAACAGGCGAAUGAACCACACGAGGGCGACGACGCAGAGACGGUAGAGGCAGUUGAAGAUAAGCUACAGUCCUUGCUGGCAGUGAAGGUUCUCGACGAAGAAGAGACUCAGGAAGUGUUGAAUGAGUUGAAGAGCAUUGAUGCCAAACUCGAAGAAUUCGAGAACAUCAAGACAGAACAGAAGGCGCUGUUUCAGAAGCGCCGUGAAGAAGCCGAUGCCAAUACCAACGCCAACGCCAACGCCAACACCGAGCCUGGUGCCGAGAAGGCGACGGAGGACUCGCCCAAGUCUGAAGAGAAGCGUUCUAAAUCUCACAAGCUGAUACACGGGCCUUAUAGAUUGAUGAGAUUAUUGCCGCAUGCGUCAAGACCUAUCAUCCACAAGAUGCUACAAAUCGAUCCACGCAAGAGAGCCUCGAUCGAAGAAAUUCUUCUGGACGACUGGAUUAAAGAGAUUGAGUGUUGCACAUUGAAAGCUGUGGAAGGUGUAACUGCUGAAGACGAGGAAGAAAUGGUGCUAGUGCCUGGUAAACCUCCCCAUGAGCAUACCAUAGUCAUGGAUGAUGAUAAGGACGAUGCCAACUGA